Messenger RNA from Aethina tumida (small hive beetle), 3528 nucleotides. RefSeq names its product leucine-rich repeat and calponin homology domain-containing protein (gene Lrch). Bases 35 to 2332 code for a protein of 765 amino acids. NCBI's taxonomy places the organism in Eukaryota, Metazoa, Arthropoda, Insecta, Coleoptera, Nitidulidae. Gene Ontology annotation, molecular function: protein binding. The record is from RefSeq and is a predicted model, not a curated record. The transcript has 10 exons.
UUAGUGAGUGAGUGAAGAAGCGGUCGUGCCAUGCAUGAUGGCAGUGCUAGUUACUCAUGUAAAUGGACACAUACAAAACCAGUUGACUAGAUCGCUCGAACGUAUAUUGGAGGAGGCGAACCAGAGUGGCGAGCUGAAGCUCAGCAACCGCAAGCUGAAGGAUUUCCCGAAGGCGAACGAAAAGUACAACCUUAGCGAUACUGUCAUUGCAGAUUUAUCGAAGAACAGAUUCAGCGAGCUUCCCGAGGAGGUGACCGGUUUCCAUUUUUUAGAGAAACUACACUGUUAUCACAAUGCUAUUCGGUAUAUACCGGACACGGUCAGCAGUUUGCAGUGUCUCAGUUUUCUGGAUCUCAGCAGGAAUCAACUGACCACUUUACCUAGGGAAAUAUGUCAGUUGCCUAUACAGAUUCUUCUCGUGUCGAACAACAAGCUGUCCAGCCUGCCGGACGAGCUCAGCCGCAUGUCGCAGCUGACGGAGCUGGACGCGUCCUGCAACCAGCUCACGCACCUGCCGCCCCGACUGGGCGAGCUGAGGUCGCUGCAGUCGCUGGUGCUGCGCAAUAACCUGCUGCUCGCCGUGCCCGUCGACGUCACCAACUUGAAGCUCGUGAGGCUGGAUCUCAGGGCCAAUAGGAUCGGCACGUUGCCGUUGGAGAUCAAAAGGAUGACCAUGCUGAUCGAUCUGCUCGUCGACGAUAAUCCGCUCACUAGUCCUCCGGCCAGUUUGUGCAAAAGAGGCAGAGUCCACAUCUUCAAGUAUCUGGAGAAUGAGGCCAUAAAACUGGACAGGAGGAACGGCGUGACCAGUUCGGGCACGCUGAACAGGAAGUCGAGGAGGAGCGCCGGCGGUUCGUCACCCGGACCACCUCACCUGGCCGACAGACUGAAGCACAAGCGACAGAACGUGGACAGUGGUUACAGUACAAGCAGCGAUUGUUACGACAAGCGAUGGUCUCAGGAAAUCGGCAGUGAGGCGGAGAAGCAAUGGCCGCCGACUCCCGUUUCGGUCAGGUCUGUGGCGGAACAGAACGGGACGCAGUCCGCGACAUCCACGCCGUCGACGAUCUCACCUGCACCAGAAACGAACGAUGAAGACUAUUCCAAGCCUGGUUAUUGUGAUUAUGAAAAGAGAGAUGAGCAAAGGAACAUUAGAGAUUAUAGUGUACGUCUUAGUCCUUGUACAGAUAGUUUGACAAACGGUAACGGAGUAGAGGAGAAAACGAAACCGCUAAAUCAAAUACAAACGUACAGGGAGUACAAAGAAGCCUUAAAGCAACAGAGAGCGCACGACGUGCCUUCAAUAUACCGAACAAAAGAUAACGACGACCAAAGCUACAACAAAACAGAACCAAACACCCCGACACACCACGGUGUGACCGCUCAAACCCUAUCCACCUCGAAGUCCGAUCCGACGCCGCUUAAUUCGGCGUUCGGCAGUCCGAAGCAUGUGUUCGACGACACGGCGUCGAAGAAACCGGUACAGAAAGUGACACCGUCGCGCAACACCUCAUUCUCACCCGCCCAUCACCACAUCACGAACGGGAACGGUACCGUGGACGGGAAGGCGUCGCCGGCCAGUCGCCCGCCGCAGGACUACGUCAAGCCCAAAUCGCCGAUGAAGUCGGCCACGUCCGCGAUCAUGUCGCACGAUAACGUUCCCGCCGUCUGCAAUGUUAACAAUGCGAAUUUGUCGAACGGGAAAAGCGGCCCGAGGAGCCCCGGUGGUGGUUACACGAACGGCACAUCUAAAGGUGUCAACGGCAUGAAAGGCGGCAGGACUAUAACUUGGAACCACGACGUGUCCAACGAUAAAAUGACGUUCACGAUGAGGAGGGAGAUCGACAAGGCUAGAGAGGAGACUGACCUAAUCAACCAACUGAGGACUAUUAUUGAGACUAGGUUGAAGAUGGCUUUGCCUGAAGAUCUGGCACCCUCUUUGACGGAUGGUGUGGUGUUGUGCCACCUCGCCAACCACAUUAAACCUAGGUCAGUCGCCAGUAUACACGUGCCAUCGCCUGCUGUUCCUAAAUUGACGAUGGCGAGGUGCAGGAGGAAUGUGGACAAUUUCAUCGAAGCCUGUCGGAAAAUUGGCGUAGAUGAGGGCCGGCUGUGCAGCGCGAUCGACGUGACCGAGGCACUGGAGGGCCGCGGCCUGCCACGACUCGUCCGCACCGUGGAAACGCUCCUCGAGAUCGGAGACGCGGCGGCCCCCGGGGACUUAAGCACGGAGCGAAUACCGACCGCGCAAGACACCACAGUCUCGCUACUGUUGCUUGCCAUGUUCUUCGCCACUGUGGCGUUGCUUAUCGCGUUCCCGCCCCCGAAUUAAGUCCGACGGGGUUGGGGCUUGAUUUUCGCACUGCUGACUUUGUUUUUGUAUAUCGGGCAGUUAUUUCUGGUUGUAUUUUAAUGUUGGGAGCAGCAGUUUAUUUACGAUUAAGCAUUUCAAUCAAUAGUAUUAAACACAUUAAUUAACAUGAACAUAAAUUGGUGCCAUAAACUGCCUUCAAUUGUCUGAAAGCUCUUUGUUUCAAUGAUUUGCCCAAAGGGUUUGAAUUGUGAUUGUUUACUUAAAUUAUCAGUGCCUAAUUAGUAUGUAUCAAAUUAUGUUGCACGUUUGCGUUGAUCGUAACGAAGCUUAUUUACAAUUGGACAUUCCAAAAAUUGUGGUUUUUAGCAGCAGUUGGAUGUGGAUUGUUUUGAGCACAUCAUGUGAUUGCAGGACGUAAUUACGUCCCUUACUUAAUUGGUUGUUAAAAAUCGUGUGUUCAGGACGUCUGCAACAACUGGCUUUAAAAUUUUACUUUAGAUUUUUAAAUAUAUACUUAGUAUUUUUGAUAUUUCAAUACUAUUGUAUUGGCCAACUUUAUUGAUAAAGGUGCAACUUAAACAUGCCAUAAAGGAAUUCCACUAAAUUUUAAUUUACAAUAAAAGUGAUAACUAGGUUUAGGACAACAUCUAUAAACUAUACAAAUAAUAUUCCUACCGUGUACUUAUCAUAAAAUAAUAAUAUCUAAUAUUUUUAUAUUAAAACGCGACUAACAAUGGAUGAAGGAAAGUUAUUCAUAGUCUACUAUUUAUAUUAAACCCACUAGUUGAAAACAAGCCACUUAAUUAAUAUAUCUUUUAAAAUGUUCUCAUAUAAACAACGUAUUGAAACUGAAUACCAAAGGUAUAAACUAUAUGUAUUAUUUUGCUUUAAAUGCUUUUGGCAGCUUUCGUGCUAUUUUUGUUGUGUAGGUUUAGUCUAACUCUAGUCAAUAUUAUAAUUCCAGUAUUAAGUAAAAUCAAAGACUGUAUUACUAAUUCCACAAAACACCGAACAGGAAAACUUACAAAAAAAGUUUGUUAUCGCCACUUGUUAUUUUUGAAUAUAGUUUUUAUUGUUUAGUUGUAAGUUUCUAAGGCGUAACUUUUGUACAUGUACCUUUUUCUAGAGUUAUCUUUAUUUAUUAUGGAUACGUGAAGAUUAUAUACGAUUUGUAAUAUUUAUUCCGCUUAUACAAUAAAGUAAACAUUCUUAAA